CACAGUAGGCCUCCGAAGUAGUCGCAAAGAGGACGUGAAACGCAUCUCUACAAGGUCACAGUUUUCUAACUAUGGCACCUCGUCGGCACUUGGCGCAAGUUCAGGGCCUCGUCGGGGACGAGGUUACCGGGGGUGUAACCAGGUGUUGUGUGCCUACGGGGGAGUGUCUGCGCGCCCAACAAAAUAUGAACAACAAUGACCACAUGCUCAUUUCGUUGGACGAUCUUCGUGAUACGGUGCGUGUUACUUGCAAUAACGAAUUAUGCACCUCGGGAAGGUACAUGCACCGGGAGUGUUUCGAUCAAUGGGAACAAUCCGUAUUGAACUAUCUAAAAACAUGCGGUAGAGCCCGGUCUUGGUCAGAACGUCAAAGACAUCAAAAUCUAUGGACCAAGAAGGGUUACGAUUUAGCUUAUAAAGCUUGUGGGUGUAAGUGCGGUCGUGGACAUUUGAAAAAAGACUUGGAUUGGAUGCCUCCGCCUCCCACUAGCAACAUAUUCGGGAGAAUCGAAGAAGUCGAUACCGGCAAAAAGAAAAAACGAAAGAACAAAAAUUGCCGACCGACUCUUGCCAUUUCUUCUUCAAACCAUCCCAUCGGCGCCGAGCUUAGAACGAGAACCGGUAGCUUAUCGUGCUCUAGCACCGGCUCUUCCAGCCCUCCGACAUCGGGGAGCGAACCCAGCGUCUCACCCAUACAUGCCCAUUCUAAAAAGAAAACUAAGCUUGAAGUACAAGAAAGAAUUCGUAUUGGUGGUGGAGCUAAUGGUAUCUUCACACGAAGAUUGGACUUCAGUUCAUUCAAUGCUCUUCCGAAGAACAAGUUGAACUCUUAUCAAAUUAAGACCGAAGACGAAGGUAAUCACGGCAACGACGAUACCCGCUGCUUCAUCUUGUCCACGCUAGCAUCUCAAGGUCGUUCAAAGGUUCAUUGCGUUUUGUGCGAAGAACAGCUUCUGGUUUUCGAUAGAUAUCCAUUAGUGGACGGAACAUUUUUCUUAAGUCCGCGUCAACACGCCAAAAGUUGCAUCGAGGUGAAAGUAGAGGGACGUACCCAAUUUCUCACCGUAGUCUGUAUGGGUUGUUUGGAAGGCGUAAACGGUCGCGCCAUCAUAUGCAGAUUCUGUAAUCAGAAAUGGGACGGAUCAUCCCUGGUACUCGGAACCAUGUAUUCUUACGAUAUAUUCGCCGCCAUGCCGUGUUGCACCGAGAGAAUAAAGUGCAAUUCCUGUUAUAAACCGGUACUUCAUCCGACGCAAAGACUGAAUUUCUUCAGCGAUUACAGUCACAUGGUACCAUGUCCACACUGUCGUACUUUAGACACUCAUUUCGUGAAACCUCUCGGUUUCUGUUACGCCCGUCAACUAUCGCGGUCGUUACAGAUGAUGUGGCCAUAGCACGUGGCCCCCCGAGUCGUUACCAAGGACCCACCGACGCCACCGACACCUCCAGAUCCUAAUCCCAUGGAUUUAGAUCUCGGAUUGUUGUGGCGCGAAUUGGCCGGAUUACGACUCGACGAGUUUUGCCGAUUGCAGCUCACCAGAGCUCGGUAGACCUCCACCGUUUAGUUUCCUUUGUUAUGUUGUUGCAUUUUUUACAGUUUGAGGUUAGGUUCAAGGUGUUGUAGUAUAAUUUUUUUCGAAUUUUUGUGAUUAAUUAUGUGUCUAAUUUACAUAUAUAUAGAUGCCGAUUAUCGAUAUUAAUCAGUUCUUAAUAAUCAAAACUGUUCAAAAAUCCCCAUUAAGUUGAUGUUUUUUCAUAUUGAAAUACAGUUAAUUUUUUCUUUGUAAUUUGAUGUAAAGACCUAUUUUUAAAAAUUUGUAUUUAAAACCAUCAAUGUUGAACGUGUUUCUUCCUUGAUAUAAUUUAAAAAAAAUAGUCACAUGGGCUUAGACCAGUAAAUUUCCGUAGCAUCUUUCUUAACAUAAAUAUCCACGUUGUGUUCUUGAUCCACGUAUCUUAAAAAAAUUUAAAAAAAAGGGCGUAAACAAAGAUGAAUUUUUCGUAAUUAUCCUUUGUACGUUUCCAUUAAAGAAUUCUUCUUUUUCUCACCUGAUCCACAGGUAAUAUUCUAACCCAAGUGUUACAUAAUGUUUUUUAUCUUUAAAAAAUUUACACAUUCACUGUUCCACGUAUUUAAUUUAUUACUAUAAUGUGGUAAUAAUACAUGUGCCCCGUAUGGCUGCUACCUGAUUACUGAAGUGUGGGAGAUUGUACAGGAUCUCGGAUCCCUAACGAGACAUGCCGAAACCUUACGACUCGGACUCGAAAAGCUAACACGGAAGCGAGAACGGCCGAAACAACCCGAGACAUAUCGAAGCGAGGCUACACUUACAGUCUUGCGUUCGGAAUUUCUCGCAGAGAGUGUUUAGUAGAAAAAUCUGGUGUUUAAUAACAUAUAUUUUAGAAUCUGUUGGGUUUAGAAUCAUAAAAUACAUGACAUGUUCAGGUAUUUCAGGUUUUAUUAAUUAUUAAAUUAGUCGUACUUUCUUAUUGAGAUAACCUAACUUUAAAUGAAGUAAACCUAACCUAAUAAAUAAAUGGAAACGUUUCACAAGAUGUUUAACGAGAUAGAUCCAAGCUAGAAAGUAAAUAAUAAUUAUAGUUAGUUAUUGAGUAUCUGCUUUAUUCUCAUAUUAAAGUAAUUUAAAAUCAAGAAAAUCUAAUAUUUUCAUCAUUUUUGGUGUGAUGAUCACUUCAAUUAUAGUUUGAGAAAAAUACAAAUUUAUAAAAAUCAGUCGACCAUUGAUAAUGACAGUUUAGAAUUGUUAAAUAAAAGUUUAAUUUCGCCGUUUGAAAAAUUUUAAUUCAAAAGAAUAUAUAUUAUUUUGCACGAAAUCACGUUUUAAUUUUAAAUUUUAGCAUCUUGGACUUGACCUUGAACGUUUUUUUUAUCGCAUUUAUUUUUAGGGUGAAAGGUCCUCCGUACCUAACCCUUAGAUAUCUGUACUAUAUAGAAACGUUUUGUUAUUAGUUUAAUGUAUAUGUUUGUUAGUUUCUAGUGAAUUUCUAUUUCAAACUUUAGUCUUUUAAAAAAAGAAAUUGAAGAUUGUGAUGAUAAACGUUAUAAUUUUUAAGUUUAAUUCAAAUGAUCGACACAGAAUUUUGUCUACGCGACGAAAAAAUUGAAAAAAAAGCAAUCGAUAAAAGGUAAUUGAACCUUUCGUCUUUGUAGAUGUCUAAUGUUAGAAUUUGCACUUUUUGUGUUGUUUUUUUUACGAAACCUACUUUAUAAUAAUUAAUGUAAGUAAACAAGUAUAACAUAAAAAUUGCUGUGUCCCAAUAAUUAGUGAUAGGUGUGAUUGGCGCCCGCGAGAGGGCGUGAGCGAUAGGAGUAUGAAAGUUUCCUGUUAAUCGUUGUCAUUGUAAUGAAUCCGAAGGCAUGAGAACACGUGAUCUAGAUCACAUGUCUCACCGUUUAAGGGACGGUCGGUCUCCUUGCAGAGAAUAGCAUACUGCCACAAUCAUCCCGCAGCAACGGCGUAGCUAACAGAGUCGAAUACAUCGUGACUACGCCGUUGUAUACGUAGCCUUUCAAGAAACGGACGUACAAAGCACUACUCAGCCGCUCAGUUAUCCGCUAUUACCUCAAAAGUUGAAAAUAUAUAUCAAGUUGCUGGAAUUACUAGUAUCUUGAUGUUACUGAAGGUAGCGCUGGAGCAUUCAGUUUUUUUUUAGAAACAGCGUUAUCCGCAGAAAAUAAUUAUUCCAAACUUAAUUAAUAUAUAAUAAUUUUGUUUUUUAUUUUGGAAAUUUUAAUGUAUAUGUUACGGGUGGAGUUAGAUUAAUUGUUUACAAUAAUAAAUUGUGCAAUAACUACGACACAUACUAUGCUAUUUGGACACCAUAAAGCGACAAUAUUCGUAUGGAUCGAUAUGUUCAUAAUUUUAACAAUAGAUGACGCUAUUAAGGUCCAUAGUCUUGUAAUUCCUCUCCACUUUUUGCGUUCUAUUGUUUUUUCUUUCUAUAAGGUCUUCUUAAACCGCUUUCCUCCACCGUUUUUUUGGUCUAACUCUUCUCCUCUUAUCCUCUGGUAUUUUCCAUGCAACCCCUUUCAAGUUUUCGUCCAUUCUUUCUGUGACUUAACCAAUUUCUUGGUUUGAUCUUUCCUCCCAUCCCAAUUCUGUCUGCUUUCCUCCAAAAAUUCUUCUUAAUAUUUUUGUUUCCCAGAUAUCCGAUUUCUGAUUAGUUUUAUUCGGCAUUAUCCAAGUUUCACAGGCGUAUGUCAAAAACAAAUUAUUUAUUAUCAAAAAAUUGUUACAAUUUGUAGAAAAAAACAAGGAAAUACAUACUUCGAAACCGUGGUUCUCGGGCAGUUCCCUUAGCACAGAUCAAAAGUGUGACAAAAUUUCUUUCUGCAACCCUACUGACUCUUUGGUGGACCAAAUAUAUCACAUCUUUAGGAUCCUCUCUCUAAUCGAGUGCCUGUUUCGUUGGUCUUUAUCAUUUUCAUUGCUUCGUCUUCUUUUUUCUAAUACUUCACUAGCAAUCAGUUCAUUAUCAUCAUUUUCAAUAACGAAAUUAAGAAGCUUCCUAAACUGUCAUCAUCAUUUUCUUAUGAUGUAAAUUGUACUUUCCAAGUAAGAUAAUAGCAGAUUAAUAGAGGCAAUAGAGCAGGGACAUAACAUAGGUACCAACUGAUUUUAGAUAGAAACGAAAUAUCUCUAAAAUCUGUUUUUAUUAAAGAAAGUCUUUGGGGAAGAUGGUUGGGGUCUGUUGAAAAUUUUCCUCCAUUGUUAGACAGGACGUGGUGACCACCUCACAGUACUGAAUUCAAUCUACUUGAUUUUUAUUGCGGGAUUACGAGAAUUAGAUUUUAUCUUCUUUGGAAAUAACAUUCAGUCUUCAUUGCAUAUUUCCGACGAUAUUUCUUUAAUUACUGACCAUGUUUUCUUCCAGGAUAUUGUGGAUUAUCCAUUUCUGAAUCGUUAACCAUCAGAAUCAAUAUCUUGUUGUUAUAUUUCAAUAUUAUUUGUUUUUUUAUAUCAGUAACUAGAUAAAUUUCAAACCUUAUUGUGAAACAACCAUUUUUGGGUCACUAUUCAUAGAUUGGUAGUUUUAUUAAGGCUGUUACCCACACCAAGGACUACUGUUAUAACUUCUAGCCCCAGCUUAACGAUAUAAGAAGCACUUCAAAUUUCAACAUCUUACAUUGUAGUUCAUGGAAACUUAUUGUGGUUUAACCAUUUCUUGGUGGUUAUCCAUAAAUUACAGGUCUUCUUUAGAUAAUUUUCUAAAGUUUUUGAGUAAAUUUGUCGAAGCUAUUUCAUGAUAUCAUGAUAAAGUUUUACUAUCAUCCAUUUGGAUACGAUUACUGGUCAAUCAGAUCCUCUUGAUAGAUCUGAAGAAACCAUCAAUGCUUUAUUUGCCUAUUUAAAUUUCUUCUGGCCAUCUCCAUAGAUGAAAUUAUCAUUUUCAUCAAAAAUUUUAUGCUUUUUCAUUCUUUACGUAAAUUUACCACUAUAUCCAGUAGCCAAAAAGGCAAUACACCUCUUGGAGAAGUGCUUGUUCCACGCUAAACUCAGUCUUUGAAGACGAUGUAUUCUUCCGGUCAUUUCCAUAGAUAAAAUUAUCAUUUUCAUUAAAAAAUUUAUGCUUUUUCAUUCUUUACGUAAAUUUACCACUAUAUCCAGUAGCCAAAAAGGCAAUAAACCUCUUGGAGAAGUGCUUGUUCCACUCUAAACUCAGUCUUUGAAGACGAUGUAUUCUUCUGGUCAUUUCCAUAGAUGAAAUUAUCAUUCUCAUUAAAAAUUUUAUGCUUUUUUAUUCUUUACGUAAAUUUACCACUAUAUCCAGUAGCCAAAAAGGCAAUACACCUCUUGGAGAAGUGUUUGUUCCACGCUAAACUCAGUCUUUGAAGACGAUGUAUUCUUCCGGUCAUUUCCAUAGAUGAAAUUAUCAUUUUCAUUAAAAAUUUUAUGCUUUUUCAUUCUUUACGUAAAUUUACCACUAUAUCCAGUAGCCAAAAAGGCAAUACACCUCUUGGAGAAGUGCUUGUUCCACGCUAAACUCAGUCUUUGAAGACGAUCUAUUCUUCUGGUCAUUUCCAUAGAUGAAAUUAUCAUUUUCAUUAAAAAAUUUAUGCUUUUUCAUUCUUUACGUAAAUUUACCACUAUAUCCAGUAGCCAAAAAGGCAAUAAACCUCUUGGAGAAGUGCUUGUUCCACUCUAAACUCAGUCUUUGAAGACGAUCUAUUCUUCUGGUCAUUUCCAUAGAUGAAAUUAUCAUUUUCAUUAAAAAUUUUAUGCUUUUUCAUUCUUUACGUAAAUUUACCACUAUAUCCAGUAGCCAAAAAGGCAAUACACCUCUUGGAGAAGUGCUUGUUCCACGCUAAACUCAGUCUUUGAAGACGAUCUAUUCUUCUGGUCAUUUCCAUAGAUGAAAUUAUCAUUUUCAUUAAAAAUUUUAUGCUUUUUCAUUCUUUACGUAAAUUUACCACUAUAUCCAGUAGCCAAAAAGGCAAUAAACCUCUUGGAGAAGUGCUUGUUCCACGCUAAACUCAGUCUUUGAAGACGAUCUAUUCUUCUGGCCAUCUCCAUAGAUGAAAUUAUCAUUUUCAUCAAAAAUUUUAUGCUUUUUCAUUCUUUACGUAAAUUUACCACUAUAUCCAGUAGCCAAAAAGGCAAUACACCUCUUGGAGAAGUGCUUGUUCCACGCUAAACUCAGUCUUUGAAGACGAUGUAUUCUUCCGGUCAUUUCCAUAGAUGAAAUUAUCAUUUUCAUUAAAAAAUUUAUGCUUUUUCAUUUUUUACGUAAAUUUGCCACUAUAUCCAGUAGCCAAAAAGGCAAUACACCUCUUGGAGAAGUGCUUGUUCCACGCUAAACUCAGUCUUUGAAGACGAUGUAUUCUUCUGGUCAUUUCCAUAGAUAAAAUUAUCAUUUUCAUUAAAAAUUUUAUGCUUUUUCAUUCUUUACGUAAAUUUACCACUAUAUCCAGUAGCCAAAAAGGCAAUACACCUCUUGGAGAAGUGCUUGUUCCACGCUAAACUCAGUCUUUGAAGACGAUGUAUUCUUCCGGUCAUUUCCAUAGAUGAAAUUAUCAUUUUCAUUAAAAAAUUUAUGCUUUUUCAUUUUUUACGUAAAUUUGCCACUAUAUCCAGUAGCCAAAAAGGCAAUACACCUCUUGGAGAAGUGCUUGUUCCACGCUAAACUCAGUCUUUGAAGACGAUGUAUUCUUCUGGUCAUUUCCAUAGAUGAAAUUAUCAUUUUCAUUAAAAAUUUUAUGCUUUUUCAUUCUUUACGUAAAUUUACCACUAUAUCCAGUAGCCAAAAAGGCAAUACACCUCUUGGAGAAGUGCUUGUUCCACGCUAAACUCAGUCUUUGAAGACGAUGUAUUCUUCCGGUCAUUUCCAUAGAUGAAAUUAUCAUUUUCAUUAAAAAAUUUAUGCUUUUUCAUUUUUUACGUAAAUUUACCACUAUAUCCAGUAGCCAAAAAGGCAAUACACCUCUUGGAGAAGUGUUUGUUCCACGCUAAACUCAGUCUUUGAAGACGAUGUAUUCUUCCGGUCAUUUCCAUAGAUGAAAUUAUCAUUUUCAUUAAAAAAUUUAUGCUUUUUCAUUUUUUACGUAAAUUUGCCACUAUAUCCAGUAGCCAAAAAGGCAAUACACCUCUUGGAGAAGUGCUUGUUCCACGCUAAACUCAGUCUUUGAAGACGAUGUAUUCUUCCGGUCAUUUCCAUAGAUGAAAUUAUCAUUUUCAUUAAAAAAUUUAUGCUUUUUCAUUUUUUACGUAAAUUUACCACUAUAUCCAGUAGCCAAAAAGGCAAUACACCUCUUGGAGAAGUGCUUGUUCCACGCUAAACUCAGUCUUUGAAGACGAUGUAUUCUUCUGGUCAUUUCCAUAGAUGAAAUUAUCAUUUUCAUUAAAAAUUUUAUGCUUUUUCAUUCUUUACGUAAAUUCACCACUAUAUCCAGUAGCCAAAAAGGCAAUACACCUCUUGGAGAAGUGUUUGUUCCACAAUAAACUCAGUCUUCGAAGACAAUGUAUUACAUCACAAGUCUUCUAGAUAUUGCACUGUUUAUCCGAGUAAAUUCAAGUUUAACUAUUAAUUUAACAUAUAUAGUACAAAAAUCAAUGUGAUAUUUGUUUGAUGUUAAAAAAAUUAAUUUAUGAUCCCCGUAUAAAUACUUUAUAAUACGAGGUCGGAUCAAUAAUUCUAAUAUACCUAGUGCAAUUUAUUAUUUGUUUACCUUAUAAUUAUUAUAUAAUUUUUAACGUUUGGAAUAAUGUUGAAUCAAAUAUAUUUACACCUGGAUAAGGUGCUACAGUUGUUUCACAAAGAAGAAUGUUGUUUUUCUGACAUGGUGAAUGUGGCGGAACUAGGAAAUUGCUUCAAGUACAAACCGUUCGUUACUUCUGCAAAUUUUAUAUAAUAAAAUAUUAACAUAUUUAAUCUAUUGUUGAAGGUAAAGUAAUUCCUAUCUCCGAUUGUAGCCAAAGCUUUAAGUUUGUGUUUUUUUUAUCGAUUACCUUGGAAAAUUUCGAAAUAAAAACUAUUUUUAAUAGUUUAAAAUCGUUUUUAUUUCGAUGAUUCCUCGGUUUUGACUAAACUAAUUCGACCGACUUGAAUAUUGCGAGUGUGAGCCUAGCUUUUGUAAUGUAUAGCCUAUCCUUAUCCUUUAUCCUUAGUCCUUAAGUAGUAGUCAGUAGAGUACUAUUUUUUUACUUAGUAAUAAUAAUUAAUAACGAAACUUUGUAUAACCGAGGUAAUCCAGCUACUUUCUACUAUAGACUUUUAUAAAUUCUUCAAAAUAAACCUGCGGUCUAAGAAAAAUAUAUCAUCCCUUUCGAUGGGGUGGUUAGUACUGAUCACUAUCCAUCUAGUGAUGAUUUAAAGCAAGACGAAAUCCAAAACCAAGAUAUUCGUAUUGUCUUCAAAGUGCAGUCUUGACUUGCAAGUCUUGCAAGUCCAUUUUCUUCUUAGAUUUUUAUUGGAAGGAAUUGAAAGGUUCAAUAUGGCAUUUAGUUUUUGGUAAAAACUUCUUAAUUGUCUGGUUUUGAUUAAAAUAGACAAACACAAGUUCUACUACAUGAAUUUUAUGAAACAUCACUGAUAACAUCAUCUUCGUUAACGUCAACAGUUUCAGUGACUUGUAAUUUUUGGUAAAAUGUUUUUAUGUAAACAUUAAUGGAAUUCAAAUAUUGAUAUAAUUUAAGGCCGCUUGAUAUGCAAGAACUCGAACUUGCAACAUUAUCAGAUUGGUGCCGUUUUUAUUGGGUGCUAGCUGUAAUUCUAAGGAGAAAUCUAGUUACUUUUGGCUCAGCAACCAAUCUGUCAAUCAAUUUUUGUUAGUGACAAUGACAAAAGUACCGCAUAAUAUGAAGCAAGUUUCCCUAUGACCCAAACUUGGUCUUGGGCUCUUUAAAAAACAUGGUUUAGAACUUUCUUCGCCGUCUUCCCUUUUGAUAGGACUUCUUUAGGUGUUCUGUUCUCUAAUAUCCUUUGUGCAUGACCAGAAUAGUUGUUCUCUCCCACUAUCUUUCUUAUUCUGUCAUUUCUUAUCCAGCUGCUCUUUUCCAGUACUCAAUUUCGGUCCAUUCCGCAGAUUUCUCUCUUCGAUCGCUGUGACUAAUGUUGUUAUUUCAAUUCCUAAGUAUUUGUAUUCUAUUUCUGCUCCAUCCUCCAUUUCCUGUACUCCUCUAGAGUUUUCGAGUCAUGCAGCUUCAUAACUUCAUUUGUUAUGCACAGUCGACUUUUAAAAACACGUCGCUAGUUCUGGUUAAAGUAUUUCGAACAUUUGAAAAUCAAUGAAUCUUCAAGUUCUGAUAACUUUGUAUAUUUUCAGGUAUAAUGCUUGUUGAGUCUGUUCCCGUUCUAUCUCAUCCUGUACCUUUUAUUUUACUUCUUGUCAUCUUAUUCGCCAUUUUCCCCCUGAAAUCUUUAUUUUUUUUGUCCAACUUCUCGGUUUUCCUUUCUUGUAUUCUUCUAUCAAUCCCAUCCUAGUUCCACGAUUUUGUUAUGGCCUGGUUUCUUAUCUUUAAAUUAUUUCUUAUUUUAUGUUAUCUUUAUCAAUUCUUUGUAUUCUGAUGAUGAAAAUCGAACUUAAAAAUCGUCAAGCAUCUUGUAAUACUAGGUCUUAGGGAUUAUUCUUGCACUGAUUGGUCUAACGGACCUAAAUCUAAUCUUGGUCUUGGUUUUUCUCCCUAAAUGCACAGCCUAUUCGAUUAGUUGGAUGUUGAGGUGGGUUUGAGAUAUUCUGGUAGUUUCUUAAAUGAUAUCUUUCAUCUUCUUUUGGUUCAACUCUCGAUAGAUCUGCGAAUGCACCAAGAAGUUUCUGUGGACGAUUUGGAAUUCGUGGAAAUUCAUAAUUCCUCUCCAUUACUAAACUUACAUUAUCCAAUGUUCAAUAUUGAGUUAAUAACAGAAGUUUUGAACCGAUGACAAGUCACGUUUUGAUGAUUUCAGGAAGGUUUUGUUCAAAUUUUCUAUGGUUUAUGGUUUACAAUAUAAGCACAACAUCGCGUUAUUUCGCGUAUAGUAUAAACAGCACUAAAAAAAAUUGAACGUUUUACGGUGUAAAGAAUUUAUAAAAAAAUUUAAAUGAUACGAAUUGUCUUGGUUAUAAGAAGAUUUGGGAUUAAUUUGGACACUCUACUUUUUGCAUGCACCCAAACCGCUUUGCUCUAAACUGACUCUAGAAAUGUAGAAAGAAAAAAUCAUGCUUCUUGUCGAGGCCUAAUCUCACGGUCUAAGAUAUUUUGUAAAGAUUUUUGUGAGAAAAUAAAUCGUUCAUGUCUUUUUUUUUUGUUAAAAUGAAAAUGUAUAUAAAUUUCGAAUUCGAUAUAAAAGAAGAAAAAAAAUACGUUGAAUACUCCUUAGAUCAACUUACGUUUUUUUUUGUAAUUUAAAAAAUUCCAAUAAGAAAAUUUUCCAAUCGGUAAUCGAGCGGAUUUUUUUUCAAAAGACGUAAAGUUGAUCUGAAUUUUUUUUAAAAAAUUGGUAUUAACAAUAAUGUAUGUCGAUUUAACAUAAGUCUAGUGAGUAGUCGUUUUUUACAGAAAUUAAAUUUUUAAAUACGAAUUUCUAGAUGUAAUCAAUUUUUGUUUUUUUUUUCGAAAAGAGGCGCGGCACCCCAGCUGGUGCGAGGACCAAAUCCGGUGGCUGCCCAGAGCUCGACUCAUUCGUCUACGAUUUUUCAAAACUGAUUCCAAUUUUUAGCCGGUCCAGCGUCCUCAAAACGGACUUUGCUAAUAUAUGAAACAACCUAAAAAUUUUAUAUGAUUUCAACGGUGUUCACGUCGUUUCAUAUAUUCCCAUUAAGGCACAACUCGAAACGUUUCUUUCCAAAUAUCCAAUUAUUCAACAAAAAACAUUUCUGGACAUUGAGGAAAAGUAAACAAAAAUUUUUAUAAUAAUCCCAUGAUUAUAAAACGGCUUUAACGGACACAAUCAUUUUGUAAGUGCAAUUUGGACCUUACAUAGUAAAUUCUAUUUAUAAAUUCAAAUUUCGAUGGCAAAUUGUAUUAAUACAAUCAGAACUUACUACUCGAUAUUAGUCGUGUUUAAAAUGCAGUGUUGUCAGCUCUACCUCAUAGUUUCUUGGUAUUUCAAACUAUACGUAAUAUUUAAUAGAAAACCUGUAUGUUUUGCAAAUUUCCUGUUCUUAUUAUUUUUCAAUAUAAAAAUUUGCAAUUUUAUAUUAAAAAAAUACAGGUUGUCCCUAAGAAAAGACGCCAAAAUAUAACAAUUGAAGGUAAUUUAUGUAGAACCAGAAAUUUCGAAAAAAUACGGAACCCUAUAAUAUAAAAACAUCAAAUUAUCAAAUUUAAUACACUUUUUAAGGGCAUUAAGUCAUAGGAAGUAGAAGGCUAUCAAACCCUGUGGGGUUAAUUGGCGAUGACCUAACCUUGAAAUUUUACACCGAGCCAAACAUGACGCGCAAGGCCGAAAAUUUUGUUUUAAACUGUUUGAGGGACACCCGGUAUAAGCAUUUUUUAGUUCCUUGCAAAAUUGCAGACAUUCAGAGUAUCUAUCGUAUUUUUUUUUGCUGCGAUACUAGGGAAUCCAGCUGAUCUGAUCAAGAUAAUGUGGAUAGACUUUUCGUCCUCUGUGCAACAAAAUCUUCAGGUGUUUGUUUUUAGUAACAUAUCUUAUCAUGUGUCAAUAAUUGAUUUUGCUCUUCUCUACCUUCUUUUCCAAUGGUUCAGGUCCCAUGAAGGGCUUGUCUGCCCCCGCUUUAGCUCAAUAGAGGUAACUCAAAGUUUUAAUUAGCGUCAUCUUCGCAUGACGAUGUCUCAAUCAAAAAUAAAAACUCAAAGCUGUAGAAAAUCAGCAACACUACUCCAAUAUUCAUUAAUAUUUCUUGGUCCUUCGAGCCGGAUCUUUAUAAAAGUCUCUGAAUUUGAUCGCGAUCGCGGUUGAUACAAGUUAUGUCGAGUUGAAGAGAUGGUUUAGUUUACAUUACAUAUAUAUAAACUUCGAGUUGUUGCCAUUUAAAAUUUGAUAAGGCUGUCGAUGCACAAUACAGGAGGCGCAAUCAGGGUAUAAGGGUCGUAUCGUAGAGCACUACUAUAUGUAAUUUUAGAUUAGCUUGGCUGCAAGUAGAUAAUGAUAAAAUGUAUCUUGUGUGUGUCUUGCUUUUGUCGCUAGCUAUUUUUAUAUUAAAGCCACCAACCAUGAGGGAUACUUGAAGCCAUCAAAGACAUUUGGAUUUUUCAAAAUUUCGUCGGAAUAAAGUAACAAUUUUUAGUAUAAUUAUGCCAUAGUUCAGGAGUCAUGUACUUUUGACUGGACAAAAUUAGAAAGUUGAUGAAAUUUUGGGGGAUUGUUUGGGGAUGUAUAGGGAAGCUAAAUCCAAGUUUUCGAAUAAAUCUAACCUGUGCUCGUGUAGGGGUGGCCGAAAAACCACGAUUUUUUCGAACUUGUUUCAGUUUUUGGCUUAUAACUCCCAAACUAUGCAUCCUAUCGUAAAAGAUACUAUAUACCUUUUUAAAGUAGAUGAAGAUCGCUAUCGUUUAAGAUCAAUCGCAGCUUUGUAGGUCUAAUAGGUCUCGAGAUACAGCUCUUCAAAAUUUGCCAAUUUUUUUCAAAAAUUUGAAAAUUUAUGUUUUGGUUGUCUUUUGCACGAAAUAUUGGCUAAACUAUUGAUCCCACGAUGAAGUUGUAGAGCAGUUAUUUAGCUUCAAUUUAAGCACAACCUCAACGCUGUAGAACGAAUAGUUUGCAAGUUAUAAGGAAAAAUUGAAACAUCAACAAAAUCCGAUUUCUCAAGAAAUGGAGCUAAUUGAAAUGCCAUUAUCUUCGGAAUUAUACGGCCAAAAAUGUAAUAUAAAUAGUAAAAUUUGAAGGAAAUUUAAUGCUUAUUCCGAAAAUAGAAUAAAAGAAACCCUUACACGUCGCAUAGUUUUUAAGAUAUAGACCAAAAACCGAAAUACGUCAGAAAAAAUCGCGGUAUUUUGGCUACCCCUAUCGAGCACUGGCUUUUUUGUCAAAGAAACUCGGAUUAAGAUUUCCUUGUUAUCCUCGAAUAAUAUCCCAACAUUUCUAAUCAAUAACUUCGCAAUUUUGUACAGGAUAACUGCUAUACUGUUAAGAGCUCCAUUUCUUGAGAAAUUGUUCGUUCUACAGCGUUGCGGUUGGGCUUAAACUGAAGCUAAAUAACUGCUCUACAACUUCAUUUGUCAUGACUUCCUCGUGGGAUCAAUAAUUUAGCCAAUAUUUCGUGCAAAAGACGGCCAAAACAUAAAUUUUCCAAUUUUUGAAAAAAAUUGGCAAAUUUUGAAGAGCUGUGUCUUGAGACCUAUUAGACCUACAAAACUGCGGUUAGUCUUAAACGAUAGCGAUUCUCAUCUACUCUAAAAAGGUAUAUAGUAUAUUUUUCGGUAGGAUGCAUAGUUUGGGAGUUAUAAGCCAAAAACUGAAACAAGUUCGAAAAAAUCGUGGUUUUUCGGCCACCCCUACACAAUUACAAGCUAGAUUUAUCCGAAAACUUGGAUUUAGCUUCCCUAUACAUCCCCAAACAAUCACUCAAAGUUUUAUUAACUUUCUAAUUUUGUCCAGGAGACAAAAACGUUUGUUCUAUUAAAAUUUCAAGAAGUUUAAAUUAUUUUUGGAAUAUUUCGAGAUUUUUUUGAGUAUUGGUGGCUUUAAGGACCUCCGAUAAAUAUAUAAUAUUGAUCAAAAUUGUAAAUUUAAUCCUAAUUGGCAUAUUAUAUUGCAAAUAAAAAAAAAUGGUUAUGAAUUUUGUGAUAUAUAUUUUUAUACAUACUAAAUUUAGAUGUAGUUGUUCUAGGGACCGCCCAAAUUACUUAAAAAAUAUUUUUUCAAAUUGGCUCAAAAAAAUUACCGUUUUUAGUGUGAUCACGAUUUCGUAUUGUUAGGAAUACAAUUGGUGAUAAAUUUUUUAUAUACAUAUAUAUAAAAAAAAAUCAUUCGAAAAUGGAUUGUAAAAUAUUUUAUACGAAAAAUGUAUAACGAUAUUGAAUAAAUCGUAAAGAUAGAAGUUAAGGCAGUAGUUAUAAGCGUGUUCGUGGGUAUUGUCUUUUAAACUCAUGGUUGGUUGGCUACCCUUGCUUUUCCGUUUUUAUGGUCAAGGCAUUCAGAAAGAUCUGUUUAAACCUUAUUUUGUCGUGUUAUUUAAAAAAAAUAAUGAAAUUUAUAACUUUAAGCAAUACCAAAACAAGUUGGAAACAUUUGGUUAUGUUUUUAAAAUAGAUGUAACAAAAUUUCGCCCUGUAUAUAGAUUUAUUGUUAUAAUUAGUGUUAUUUUAUGAAUCUUCAGUUUUUUUCCAGGUCUUCGAGUUAUACCAAAAAUAACUAUUUAGCUAAUAAUCUCAGGUUUUUAAUUUUUUCUGUAUCAUGAUAAAUAAAUAAUUCCAAAAACAAAAUAUUUUUUUGUGCUGUUGAAAUCUGUAUCAAAAAAAAUUUUUAAAUAAAUUUGUAGAAUGUGUAAAAUUGCUCUUUGUUAUACUCAUACAGAUUCGCGCCAAUAAAUUCACAGUAUUAUACAGUUUGCCAAAAAAUAAAUGAAAUGAAAAAUUAUUAUAUCCCCUGUAUAAUAGAAAUUUGUAUUAACAUUUCAUUAAUUCACACAUUAAAAUAAGGAAAAAAUCAUGUAAACGAUUACACCAACUAUACCGUAUGUCUCAAAUAUGGAUUCGAAAGCUUACACCAAAUAAAAACCAUUACACCAUUAUACAUCCUGUAUAAUGUGCCAUUUUAAAUGAUUUUUAUUUAUAAAUGAUGAUAAAGUACUAAAAUAAUAAGAUCAAAUAUACAGUAUGUCCCAAAAUAAGUAAUGAAUAAAAAUAAUUGAUAGUAAAAUUUUGUAUACACCCCCUGUAUAAGAAAAACGGUUCAAAUUAUAUUUUUUUUCAUAAAUGAAAAUGAAGUAUUCAUUGAUGAUUUGAUCAGAUCAGAUUGUCUCAAAAUGUCGUGAAUAAAAAUAGGAGUAUAGAACAAUUCUCAUGAUUUUUUUUUAUUAAAUUUGAGUAUCCGUUCAAAUGACUAGACCAAAUAUACAGUAUGUUUCAAAUAAGUACAAUGAAUAAAAGGAAUUUAAAACAGUAAAUAAGAAUCAUGUGCCAUAUUGUAUAUUUUUUUGUAAAUGAAAAUUGAGUAUUCUUAAAAAAAUUAGAUCAAAUAUACAGUACGACCCAAAAAUAAGUGUUAUGAAAAAUAUAAUCGAGAAUAAAAUUUGGUACACCCCCUAUAUAAGAACAGUACGCCAAUGUGUAUGAUUUGUUUGUAAACGAAAGUUAAAUAUCGAUGGAAAAUUUUAUCUAAUAUACAAUAUGUCCCAAAUAAAUGUAAUGAAUAAAAAGAAUUUAUAAUAACAAUAGAUCCAACCCCUGUAUAGACCAAAUAUACAGUAUGUCUCAUGAUAGGGGUAUCAAUAAAAAUGAUUUAGAAUGAAAAUUUGUUUACUCCUGUAUAGAAACAAUGUGCCAAUUUGGAUUGAUUUUUUGUUGUAAAUAAGAAUUAAGUAUCUAUUCAAACUAGUAGACCACAUAUACAGUAUGUCUCCAAAUAUGGGUAUCAAUAAAAAGCAUUUAGAAUAAAAAUUCGUUUAACCCCUGUAUAACAAAAAUGUGCCGCAUUGUUUAAUUUUUUUGCAAAUGAAAAUUGAGUAUCCUUUCGAACGAUAAGAUCUUCAACUAUACAGUUUGUCCCAAAUAAGUGUAAAUAAUAAAAAGAGUUGAGAAUAUACUUUGGUACACACCAUUGUAUAAGAAUAAUAUGCCGAUUUUAAGAUAUUUUUUUGUAAAUUAAAAUCAAAAAUCCAUUAAAAAGAUUACAUAAAACAUACAGGAUGUCUCAAAUAUACAGUAUGUCUUAAAAUAAGUACAAUAAAUAAAAAGAAUUUAGAAUAAAAUUUGGUAUCAAAAGGAUUUGUUAAUUUGCACGAUUUUUUUGGUAAGAUGAAGUAUCCAUUCAAAUGAUGGCACUAAGUAUACAGAAUGUCUUUAAUAUACAGUAUGUCUCGAAAUAAUGAUAAUGAAUAAAAAGAAUUAAGAAUGAAAUUUGGUAUCAAAAGGAUUUGUUAAUUUGCAUGAUUUUUUGUUUGUAAAAUGAAGUAUCCAUUCAAAUGAUGGCAUCAAGUAUACAGAAUGUCUUAAAUAUACAGUAUGUCUCGAAAUAGGGACAAUAAAUAAAAAUAAUUAAGAAUAAAAUUUGGUAACAAAAGGAUUUGUUAAUUUCCAUGAUUUUUUGUUUGUAAAAUGAAGUAUCCAUUCAAAUGAUGGCAUCAAGUAUACAGAAUGUGUUAAAUAUACAGUAUGUCUCGAAAUAAUGACAAUGAGAAAAAGAAUUAAGAAUGAAAUUUGGUAUCAAAAGGAUUUGUUAAUUUACAUGAUUUUUUUCGUAAAAUGAAGUAUCCAUUCAAAUGAUGGCACUAAGUAUACAGAAUGUGUUAAAUAUACAGUAUGUCUCGAAAUAAUGACAAUGAGAAAAAGAAUUAAGAAUGAAAUUUGGUAUCAAAAGGAUUUGUUAAUUUGCAUGAUUUUUUUCGUAAAAUGAAGUAUCCAUUCAAAUGAUGGCAUCAAGUAUACAGAAUGUCUUAAAUAUACAGUAUGUCUCGAAAUAGGGACAAUAAAUAAAAAAAAUUAAGAAUAAAAUUUGGUAACAAAAGGAUUUGUUAAUUUCCAUGAUUUUUUGUUUGUAAAAUGAAGUAUCCAUUCAAAUGAUGGCAUCAAGUAUACAGAAUGUCUUAAAUAUACAGUAUGUCUCGAAAUAAUGACAAUGAGUAAAAAGAAUUAAGAAUAAAAUUUGGUAUCAAAAGGAUUUGUUAAUUUGCACGAUUUUUUUGGUAAGAUGAAGUAUCCAUUCAAAUGAUGGCACUAAGUAUACAGAAUGUCUUUAAUAUACAGUAUGUCUCGAAAUAAUGAUAAUGAAUAAAAAGAAUUAAGAAUAAAAUUUGGUAACAAAAAGAUUUGUUAAUUUGCAUGAUUUUUUUCGUAAGAUGAAGUAUCCAUUCAAAUGAUGGCACUAAGUAUACAGAAUGUCUUUAAUAUACAGUAUGUCUCGAAAUAUUGAUAAUGAAUAAAAAGAAUUAAGAAUAAAAUUUGGUAACAAAAAGAUUUGUUAAUUUGCAUGAUUUUUUUCGUAAGAUUAAGAAUCCAUUCAAAUGAUGGCACCAAAUAUACAGUAUAUGUCCCUAUAAUCAACAUAUAAUAUAAGUGAAUAUUGGUACAUCAUUUCACGUAGAUACAUUGUUUUUAGUAUACUAUGGUAUACCAAAGAGCUUUUUGAAUGUGUACAAUAGAAAGUUUCAUAGUUUGAUUUAGUAGAAAAAAAAUGUGUUGAUCGUUAAUAUGUUAAAUUUCCAUACUUAGAAAUUUCUGAGUACCAUUGACCGACUAAUUUCCUAUCAGAGUACAAAUUUUCGUAAUAAUUAACACCUAUAAUUAUAAUUAAUUAAUUAAUUAAUUAACAAAUUAACCAUGUUUUUCGGUGUUAUUGUAGUUUUGUGAAAAGAGGCCGCUAUUAUAGUGGCGCAGUUGUAGAUUAGCCGCUGUUUUUUUUUUCAUUAAAAAAAAAACAUUAUAAUUAUCACCCCGAAUAGUAUACGAUACUCAAACAUGUACUUAAAUAUUCCACCAAAAGUUAUUUUACAUCAAAAACUUUUUUGUGAAUUAAAAUUCGAGUGUCGUUACUUUUGGGGUUCAUUAUUAUCAUUAUUGGAAAGUUGAGUGUUGAGAGGGUAGUUUAUGUAUGUUUAUAGCGUACUGUAGUAGCGCGGAAGGGUCGGGAAGGGGAGCAGAGGACCGAACCUGCGCUCUGCAUUACCAGCCCUUUUUGCCCUUUUAGUUUUAGGGCAGGUAUUAGUUUAGCAGAGCGGGGCACAAGUCAAUUGUUUUAAAGAUUUGAUGUUGCUGUUUUCUUUUUAAUUUUCACUCAGGGCAGCCAGAGGGCCAAGACCACAACUUAAUUAUAUUGAAAAUUUUCGAUAUCGCGAUUGAAAAAUUUUUUGUUUGUUUGUCAACCGCCUCAACUUCAUCACGUUUCUAAACUCAUUGUUUUUGACUAGUUUGUCAUCAUCAUCAAUAUUUUCGAAUUGACAAUUAAGAGAUCUUUCAAACUAUAUUACAUCACAAACGAAAUAAUCAGUUAUUUGUACACACUAUAUAAUAAUUAAAAUGAUUUAUUUGUCUCGUUAGUCCCGUUGUAAAUUAUACUAUACCAAAAUGUUCGAACGUAAAUCUUAAUUUUCAAUAUAUUUAAUAGUCUCGAGGGUCUGAGAAUGUUUACAAAUCAUAAUGGUGAUUACUGAAUGAGUACAAAUUCUGCUUCCCUAUCUCGUACCGACUUAUUAUUAUCAUUAUAAUUAUUAUUAAUAAUUAAAUCAGAGUUUAGCAAUGGAGCAAUAUCAUCAGAUGUAUAUUUAAUAUUUAAUUUUGUUUUUUCUUUGUUCUUUUAGAUUUUUCUUUCGAAUGUAUCCAAAUUUUUUGAUUGUUGUUCGUAUAUAAUCCAGUAGAAUCAAACUUCAAAUCCUGAUAAUUGCUACAAAAGUUAUAUACUUUUAAAGGCCUCAUUUUCAUCCCAAUAUGACGAUUCCAAGUUUUUUCUCUCGCCGGAGGUGUGCUAAAGUGGCAGUGGAAGUUUUCUUCAUAAUUCGUCUCCCAAACGGAUGUCGGAUUUAUCUGCAUUACUUUAACAUAACCUCAAAACACUUGUCACUUAAAUCCGACACUAUUAGUUAGUUAAUCCGUCUUUGCUUGGCUUGACUACGAGACGCAAUAUUUGAACCAGGACUACAAGGUGUGUUUAUGCAUAGUUUCUUGCUUUGAGACAUACCACACUACUAAAAAACUAAGCCCGUCUUUGGGGUCUACCUACAUGAUCAAAAGGCCGUCUCGAAAGGGUUAAAGGACUCCCAAUAACAUAAACAUGGUUUAUGGACUGGACUGAACUAUUUAUCUAUAGUUAUUAAAGCAGUUGAAGAUAUAAUUGAAGAUAUAAAAUUGUAAUACAUAGACCAAACGACGAGUUUUUAAUACGUUUUUCUGAGUUUUUCGCCUCAUAUAUGUAGCCCAGGUCUUUUGGCUCCUCAAUCUCUUCAUGUUCAAGGAAGACCAUAGUUUAAAGCCUGCUAACGAAACUAUCUGAUGUCCCAACCGUAUUUGUACUCGUAGGUACGUUCUUAAGCAAUGUUUGCAGAUUAAUUUUUCUCCAACAACUUCACCAACUUUUUCUUGUCAUGCUUUAAGACUGCAGAUGAUGUGUCCAUCCCCACUUAUGGCGUUCAAAAAUGUGGAAAACUUUGAUGUUUUGUAGUAAGAGAACCAUGUACUCGAUAUUAAGAGUCCUUUAAGAUAUAUUACUGUGAAAAUACCCUUUUUGGGUACAUUUCCCCUCCCCCUAGAGUUCCGACGAAGGGGAUACCUAGGAUAGUCAUGUUGGGCUAAACAUGAAGCCAUUAAAACAAUCAAACUUUUUGUAGCGAUUAUUUCGGAUUCGUCUAAUUUUUAUGUUUUAUGCUACUGGUGAAAUAAUAAGAGUUUUUGUCAAUAAAUAUACCAAUAAAACAAACAACACACGAAAUUAGUGAACUGAAUUAAAAAUUUACGUGCACUAACAAUAUAGUUAACUAAUUUCAGUUUUGGUUUGUUAAACUUUAUUUUUGGGUCGGUUUUCGUGACAGUCUCGUCGAUUCAUUGAUCUCUGACUUAUAUCUUUUCACAAUCUAAAGAUUCUACAUACGAUGUAGAUAAGAUUACUACAAAAGAUUGAGAAAAAAAUGUUUUUAUAUGGAAAAGAAAUCCAGUAGCUGAAGAGGAAUCAAAUUAGGGAAUGGAAAAGCAUAUUCUGUGUUCGAAAAAAGCCGCGAGAGGUUACUAGCUUGGUAUAAAAUCGAGUUUUAACUUUGAAUUCAACAUGUCGAGUAAAUAUGAUUCAAUUCCUUGAAGAAUAACUUAUUUUCAAAAGGUGGAGCUGCUAACCAAAACCGACAGUUUUCUUUUCUGUUUCUGUUUCGUAAAAUGCAAUUUUCUUAGGUUAGAUUUACCACAGAAAACGAAGAAGUUGGUUCGAUAGUAGUACUCAAAUCAAUCAACUGUUGGGACAAAUUACAGACGUUGCAGUUUGAUUGUCGUUGAACUAUUCGACUCCUUAAAGUCUUUGAUGGGAGUCCGACUCCCCAUAUAUGAAGUCCAGGUCUCGUCAAUAUCUUCAGGUUGGAGAUAGUUAGUGCAGGAAUUCCUCUUGCAGUGGGUAUAAAUCAACUAGCACUUAAUCACAGCCUUUCGACACCCACAACCACCUGCACAAGCCUUGCAUUUGCAAAAUUAUAGAAAAAAGUGACUAGAGAGCUGAUUCUCAAUUUUUUUUUUGGUUGAUAAAAAGUAAUUAGAUUUCUUCUUCUUAUAAGACUUUUGAUCAAGAUGUCUUUAAACGGAUCGUAAAUUUAUCGCGACUUUACAAAAACCGAUCUUUAUAAAUAUUUAUAUAGGACAUACAGCGCAAUGAAACUAUUUAACUGCUUCUUCUUUUUUAGCAUAAUUAUAACUGACCAUUGUACUUCAAACCAACAAAAUUCUUUUUCUGGAGCUUCUCUUAUACUAACUUUUACUUUUAAUUAUUGAUGGGACUUUUCAUUUUUCUUUUUCUACCAUAGUGUACCAUCUCACUUCCAUAGAACUGUUAGUUUUUCAGUUUUUCUUCACUAUAUCUUUAUCUUAAGUCUAUUAUUCCAUAAUUUUAUGAAUUAACUUAAUUAGAAUUUAAUACAAUCCUCAUAGGGAGACAUAGAUCGAAGUGAGAUUGUUCGAAGUAAUAUACUGAAUUUACAAUAAACGUGAGUGAAGCAGUCAAAUUUCAAGAUACUAGUUGAAAUAUGAAUCAUAUAAAAGCAAUAAUAAUAAUCAUAUAUCAAUAAAUUUGGAUUUUUAUUUUGAAAAAUUUUUUGGAGUAAGUUUGUGUACCAUAUGUCACUCAAAAAGCAAUAUGUGCCAUAUAAGGAUCAUAAUACCAAAUAAUAAUUAGAGUCUUGAUACACAAGUUUUUGUGUUUUCAAAUUUUUACAAUAUAAAUCAUUGUAUUGGGUCUUUCAUUAAGAACUUUUUAUCUUUGAAUGUAGCGACGCCAUUAAAUAUAUCUGCUGUAGCUUCUCUGGGUUACGAAUAUCCUAAACAAUCAAUUUUCCAUGACUAAGAUUGGUUUUUAGGGUCGCCUAUGUGGCUUAUCUUUAUAGUCAUCGACCCAUAUUGAUCCUCGACGACGGGCAUGGCUUUACAUCCCCUCUAAACAGUGAUCGUAUUGGACGCUCUGACAUAUAUAAGAUGAUUUUCUAAAACUUUUUCAACUGUCAAGAAACUAUUUAGCGAACAAACGUCAUUAUCAAUAGACGUUUAUAACGCCCGUCAUCAAAUAACGAAAAUAUUAUCACUUUGUGAAACCAUAAUCGACUAACAAACGUAAAUCAUCAUUAAUAAUUAAACAGAGUUGUACUUAAUACAACAAGCGAAUAUAAUUUCAGUAAAAUUAAAUACAAAUAAGAAUUUGUUGUUUCAAAGUUUUGUUUGUAAAUUAAAAACUAAUUUUUUGAUGAAAGUUACUCAUAGAGCUCAGAAACACCACUCCCUAUGUCGCUAUAUCCUAACCUCAAAGUUGUCACCAAUGACAAUGUUGUUUAUCUUUACUUUUAAAUGAUUCAAUGAACUCCAAUUCAGUUAUAGAUCAAUACGUGGGUUAAAAAACAGACACAAAAUCAGGUUUUCGAACCAGUUUGACGGCUGUAGCUACCACGAUCAUUGUUGACUGUCAAAGUUUCGAAAGUUCCUAUAGAAAGACCUUUAUGAACUACUAGAGUACCUAUUAAAAAGAAGGAGAAGAUUUGUUGAGAUGAAAGGAAACUUCCGUAUUGUUUGUUGAAGGUUCUAUUAGAAAUUUAUUGGCCUUCAAUGGACACAUUUAGAUUUGUAAAUUAUCUAUUUGUAUCUUUAGAUAGUCGGUAUUGUAGACACCAGUUACUUCUCGAUUUUUAAAUUGUAUAAAAAUGUUAUUUAUUUUACAUUUUAAUGUUGGAAAAUUGUUUUAUUUAAAAAAAAGUUGAAAUUAUACGUACAAAGUGAACCAUUUUUCAUUCACCUUCUAUUUAAACAAGGAAUUGAGUUGGUAUAUAAAAAAUGGCAUAUUUUGUAUUUUUUUUGAGGUUAAGUGGUGUCUAUUGAACCGCUUUGAAUAUGUGAAGAUGUUUUUAUAUGCGUGGAAAAUUUGAUAUCAAUAUAAUAUAUGACAUGAUCGAGCUUUUGACGGCUUUUACAUAAAUGUAAUACAAUGGGAUUACAAAUUUUUAAAACGUAAUAAAUAUAACCAUUGUCUAAAAAA
Molecule: messenger RNA, 22764 nt
Organism: Diorhabda carinulata
Lineage: Eukaryota; Metazoa; Arthropoda; Insecta; Coleoptera; Chrysomelidae
Gene: heca
Product: headcase protein
Exons: 5
Coding region: 72-1394 (440 amino acids)
Source: RefSeq, a predicted model, not a curated record